AACCAAGGCCUGUAAAGCUCGGGGUCUCACGCCCGUCCACUAUUGGUUUGGGGCCGGAGGAGGCUGUGAGCCCUGAGGCCAGGGCUGAGGAGCAAGGCCUGUGUUUGAACCAUAUUGGUCCCAUUUGACGACAGUAGCCUUGCGCAGCCAUGGAGAAGCUCUUAAGGUUCUGCAGCGGGAAGAGUGAGUCCCACAGCCACUUGUCAGACCUGCUCAGAGGCUGGGGCUUCAGCCUGCAGAAAAAGCGUUUCGGGAAACUUCACAAAGCAGCUUCAACUGGGGAUCUGGAGAAACUGAAGGAAUACCUGCAGCUCAAGAAAUACGAUGUGAACACGCAGGACAAAGAUCUCAGAACACCCUUGCACCUGGCCUGUGCUAAUGGAUAUACAAACAUCGUAUCUCUUCUAAUUGAGAAAAAAUGCAAAAUAAAUGUCCAGGAUAGUGAAAACAGAUCCCCACUGAUUAAGGCAGUACAGUAUCAAAAGGAGAAUUGUGCUACUGUUCUUUUAUAUCAUGGAGCAGACCCAAAUCUGCUAGAUAUUCAUUACAAUACCGCUCUUCAUUAUGCUGUUUGUGGUCACAGUGUCUCAUUAGUUGAAAAGCUGCUUAAACACAAAGCUAAUCUUGAAGCUAAAAAUAAGGAUGGGUAUACUCCACUAUUACUUGCUGUUUCUGAAAAUAAGGCAGAAAUGGCAGAAUUUCUUCUGGAGAAAGGGGCAGAUGUGAAUACUUCAGAUAAGAAUCAAAGAACAGCCCUUAUGAUUUCUCUCAGUGAGGAACCAACAAGUAUAGUAAGCCAUCUUCUUCAGUAUGAUGUGGAUCUAACUUGCCAAGAUAUUAUGGAUUUACAGCUGAGGAAUAUGCUUCUUUUAAUGGUUUUACCAUAUAUCAUCAAUUAAUUGCUAAUGAUGGAAAGGAGAAUAAAGUUAAGCAGAAGUGCUUCUUUGAAGAUAAAACUGUAGGCACUAAGUCAUGGAAGAACUGAGGGAAGCUAAACAGAUUGAACUGUGUGUCCUGAUUUCCAAAGAUUGGCCACUCCUGGGCAAAGAGGAAGAAGAACAUGUAUUUUAUGAAUCAAUCUUGUUUGUUUUUUUAAGUUACAGUAAAAUGUCUCCUUUUGUAUUCAAAUAAACCAAGCUAAAUAUGUUA
Oryctolagus cuniculus (rabbit) is the source of this 1149-nucleotide messenger RNA. RefSeq names its product ankyrin repeat domain 7 (gene ANKRD7). The record is from RefSeq and is a predicted model, not a curated record. Gene Ontology annotation, molecular function: protein binding. Lineage: Eukaryota; Metazoa; Chordata; Mammalia; Lagomorpha; Leporidae.